AGGCCGGUUGUAGCCUCCCCACGCACAUCUGUGCCACUGUGGAUGGUCGCCCUUAUUGUGUUUGGAGUGUUGGCGAUCCUUGGAAUAACCAUUGGUCUCCUGGUUCACUUUCUAGCAGUAGAAAACAGGACCUACUACUACCAAGGUAGCUUUAAUGUGCUGGACAUCCCAUAUAAUAGAAAUUAUGAAAGGGAAACAUCACCAGAAAAUAACUAUCUUAGCAAAAUUCUUGAGACUAGGAUGGAUGAUGCAUUUCAAAGUUCUAGCAUUUACAGACAAUAUAUCAAUUCUCAAGUCAUCACACUGGUUCCUGAGAACAACAGUGUGACAGCACAGAUAUGGCUGGUAUUCAAGGCUCCCAGAUCAACGAAGGAGAAUACAAGAAGAAGAAUUGAAAGCAUUUUACGGCAGAUGCUGGGGAACCACUCAGGGUCCUUGACGACAGAUCCUAAUUCUCUGAGACUUGUGGAAAUCAGUAAGGUUGAUGCUGAAAAAAUUAUCAACAGCCGCUGUGGGAGACGAGCAAGGAUGUCAGCUACAUAUGAUAGAAUCAGGGGAGGCUCCACUGCUCAGGAAGGAGAAUGGCCAUGGCAAGCGAGUCUCAAAAAGAAUGGGAAACACUACUGUGGGGCAUCCCUGAUCAGCGAAAGAUACCUGGUGACUGCAGCUCACUGCUUUCAAAAGACAAAAGAUCCAAAAAACUAUACUGUCAGCUUUGGCACUAAAGUAACUCCCCCCUAUAUGCAACAUUAUGUUCAACAAAUUAUUAUUCAUGAAGACUACAUCCAGGGUGAAAAACAUGACGAUAUCGCAAUUAUACUGCUCACUGAAAAAGUUUCAUUUAAGAAAGAUGUACACCGAGUUUGUCUUCCUGAAGCUACACAGAUUUUUCCACCAGGUGAAGGAGUAGUUGUUACAGGAUGGGGAGCACUUUCAUAUGAUGGUGAAUACCCAGUGUUGCUUCAGAAAGCACCUGUGAAGAUUAUUGAUACAAAUACUUGUAAUGCUCAAGAAGCCUAUUAUGGUAUGGUGCAGGACACAAUGCUAUGUGCCGGGUACAUGGAAGGAAAUAUUGACGCCUGCCAGGGUGAUUCUGGAGGACCACUAGUUCAUCCCAAUUCUCGAAAUAUCUGGUAUCUUGCUGGAGUAGUAAGCUGGGGACAUGACUGUGGUAAAAUCAAUAAGCCGGGGGUCUAUGUGCGAGUGACUGCCUACCGCAACUGGAUUGCCUCCAAGACUGGUAUCUAA
Lemur catta (Ring-tailed lemur) is the source of this 1248-nucleotide messenger RNA. Its product is annotated as transmembrane protease serine 11B-like protein. The transcript has 9 exons. The record is from RefSeq and is a predicted model, not a curated record. Gene Ontology annotation, molecular function: serine-type endopeptidase activity. Gene Ontology annotation, biological process: proteolysis. The annotation marks the transcript as partial. NCBI's taxonomy places the organism in Eukaryota, Metazoa, Chordata, Mammalia, Primates, Lemuridae. Gene Ontology annotation, cellular component: plasma membrane; extracellular region.